GGGCAGUUCCCGGCGUGCAGUGCGCCGAGUGUGAGGAGUGUGAGGAGUGUGAGGAGCGUCUCUGGCGCGCGUCUCUGGCGGCGCUGCCUCGCUCGCAUCGAGGAGGAGGUUCCAGAGGGACCGGCGUCCGGAGAGGGUUCUUCGCGUCUCCUUAGCCCCUCCACGGGGGAUGGGAACUGCCACUAAAAUUAGAGCCCAUCAAAUGGCAAUAGAUAUCUUGAUUCAUGUGGUGUUAUACUGUAGUAGAGUACAGUGAUCUGGUGUGCUGCUCUGCAAUGUAAUAUCACUUAUUCAGCUUGUGGAUAACAGUGUUAUCCACAAUAACACCCCUUCAGAACCUGGGGUACCUUAUUUUUAAUAACUUCAUUGAUGGCAGAUCUUCAGCCUUUUGACAGUAGUCAGAAGUCUUUCAUAGCCAGGUUUGGUGAUUAAGUUUUAGUCCAUGAGUGCUGGUGGAAACAAUGGCUGUUAGCCUCAAAGAAAUAACCCUAAUAGUCAGCGUGGUUAUAGCCUGCUAUUGGAAUAGCCUCUUCUGUGGUUUUGUUUUUGAUGAUGUUUCAGCAAUAUUGGACAAUAAAGAUUUACAUCCUUCUACACCUUUAAAAAACUUAUUUCAUAAUGACUUCUGGGGAACCCCUAUGUCUGAGGAAAGAAGUCACAAAUCUUACCGUCCUUUAACAGUUCUGACAUUUCGUUUAAACUAUUUAUAUAGUGAAUUAAAACCAGUAUCUUAUCACCUGCUAAAUCUGAUUUUUCAUGCUGUGGUUAGUGUGGUCUUCCUUAAAGUCUGCAAAUUAUUUCUGGACCCCAGGAGUAGUAUAAUUGCCUCCUUGAUGUUUGCUGUACACCCUAUACACACAGAAGCGGUAACAGGUGUUGUAGGAAGAGCAGAACUUUUAUCAUCAAUCUUUUUUCUAACUGCAUUUUUGUCAUACACAAAAUCUAAAGGUCCAAAUAAUACCAUAGUAUGGACUCCAAUUUUACUGACUGUGAUUCUAGUAGCUAUUGCCACGUUAUGUAAAGAGCAAGGGGUCACUGUCGUGGGGAUAUGCUGUGUCUAUGAAGUAUUUAUAGCACAAGGAUAUACAUUGCCAUUAUUAUAUACUACUGCUAUGCAGAUUCUUCGUGGAAAGGGCAGUAUCCCUUUUUCUCUGCUGCAGAUACUGCUGAAACUUAUUGUCUUGAUGUUCAGCACACUAUUGCUUGUUGUGAUAAGAGUCCAGGUUAUUCAAUCUCAGCUUCCAGUAUUUACCAGGUUUGACAAUCCAGCUGCUGUAAGCCCAACUCCUACAAGGCAAUUGACUUUUAACUACCUCCUUCCUGUUAAUGCGUGGCUUCUGUUUAAUCCCUCAGAACUGUGCUGUGAUUGGACAAUGGGAACGAUACCACUUAUAGAGUCCUUUUUAGACAUUAGAAAUCUUGCCACAUUUGUUUUCUUUUGCUUUUUGGGGUCACUAUUAGUAUUCAGUGUUCGAUAUCCUGGUAAUUCCUCAAAGACUGUGUUAAUGGCACUAUGUUUAAUGGCAUUGCCAUUUAUUCCUGCAUCAAACCUCUUUUUCCCGGUUGGAUUUGUGGUUGCAGAGCGAGUGUUGUAUGUACCUAGCAUGGGAUUCUGUAUUUUAGUUGCUCAUGGAUGGCGGAAAUUAUCCAAAAGAAAUGUGCUAAAAAAGCUGUCCUGGGUUUGUCUGUCUAUAGUGGUGAUCACUCAUGCCUUAAAAACACUUCACAGAAACUGGGAUUGGGAAUCUGAGUAUACCUUGUUUAUGUCUGCCUUAAAGGUAAAUAAAAAUAACGCUAAACUGUGGAAUAAUGUGGGUCAUGCUUUGGAAAAUGAAAAGAAUUUUGAAAGAGCCUUAAAAUACUUCCUACAGGCAACACAUGUUCAGCCGGAUGAUAUUGGGGCCCACAUGAAUGUAGGAAGAACUUAUAAAAAUUUAAAUAGAACCAAAGAAGCUGAGGAAUCUUACAUGAUUGCUAAAUCACUGAUGCCACAAAUCAUUCCAGGUAAAAAAUACGCUGCACGAAUUGCUCCCAACCAUUUAAAUGUUUAUAUCAAUCUUGCUAACUUGAUUCGUGCAAACGAGUCUCGACUUGAAGAAGCAGAUCAGUUGUAUCGACAAGCAAUUAGCAUGCGACCAGAUUUCAAACAGGCCUAUAUCAGCAGAGGAGAAUUACUUUUAAAAAUGAACAAACCUCUAAAAGCAAAGGACUCAUAUCUUAGAGCAUUGGACCUUGACAGAAGCAAUGCAGACCUUUGGUAUAACUUGGCAAUUGUUAAUAUUGAACUUAAAGAACCAACUGAAGCCCUUCGAAACUUUGACCGGGCUUUGAAGAUGAAUCCUAAUCAUAAACUAGCACUAUUCAAUUCUGCCCUGCUCAUGCAAGAAUCAGGUGAAGCUAAAGUUAGGCCCGAAGCAAAGAAACGACUGCUCAGCUAUAUAAGUCAAGAACCCCAUGAUGCAAACGGCUACUUCAAUUUGGGGAUGCUGGCAAUGGAUGAUAAAAAGAGCAGUGAAGCAGAGAUGUGGAUGAGGAAAGCCAUCAAGCUGCAGGCAGGCUUCAGAAGCGCCUUGUUCAACUUGGCUCUUCUGUAUUCUCAGUCCUCGAAGGAGUUAAUGGCUUUGCCUGUCCUGGAAGAGCUCCUUCGCUACUACCCUGAUCACAUCAAAGGUCUCAUUUUGAAGGGAGACAUUCUGAUGAAUCAUAAGAGAGACAUAGUUGGAGCAAAGGAGUGUUUUGAAAAGAUUGUAGAAAUGGAUCCCAACAACGUCCAAGGAAAACACAAUCUUUGUGUGGUUUAUUUUGAGGAGGGGGAUUUAUUCAAAGCAGAAAAAUGCCUACUUGAGACACUCGAUUUAGCACCACAUGAAGAAUAUAUACAUCGUCAUUUGAAUAUAGUGAGAGUCAAAAUUUCGUCUUCUGGUGCUGGAGAACGGUUAUAUCUUCCACCAGCUGGGACCACACGUGUAGAAGGGGGCAAAAAAACUCAAUUUGAAAACUUAGAAGAAAUAAAAAGUGAACCUAAAUCUACCGAGACAAUGAAAAAUGAUAAUAACGAAAAUCAAUCUAAAUCAGACACACAAUUAGAAGAAAAUACAGACAAAGAAAACAAAAAAACAACGAAAGAAAUCAGUGACAUUGAAAAGAAAAGAGUUGCUGCUUUAAAAAGACUAGAGGAGAUUGAACGUAUUUUAAAUGGUGAAUAGCCUUAUUCUUUAUCGUGAUAACAAUGAUAUGGAAAAUACUUUAAUUUGUGGCAUUUAAAUUAAAGUGUGCUCAAACUGGGUGUUUUGAAAAAUGGAAAGAAUACAUAACACCCUAUAAUAAGUUGUUUCUCUAUCUGUGGAGAAUAAUAUAUCAACUAAAAUUUAUGUAUUGGGUUGAAUAUGGGGUUGUUCUGAAUAUGAGAGAAAUUUAUUAAGUCACAAGUGGAGAAAUCACUGUUUUUAAAGCCCAGGGGAAAGGUCUGAUGGCAGAAAUUUUUCAGAUGGAUAUUCUCAAUUAGAAAAUACUUUAAGAACUAGAUGGGGAUCCUACCGAACAAUUCCAAUAUGUGCAGCUUUAUUCCUUGCAACCCUUUUUUAUUUACCUAUUUCUUAUGGAUUUUAGUCAGUUUUCACCCAGUGGAAUCUGACUAGAUUAAAAAAAAUUACUUGACUAUAUUUUUUUUUCAGUGUAUCACUUGAUCCUCACUAAUCAAAAGCUUUCCUCUGUGAAAAAAACACUGGCUUAGUUUGUAUGUGGGGUUUUUUUUAGCAUUUGUUUUCAAAAGAAAUAAUGAAAAAAAAAAUUUUAAAGCAACUAAUGUGUAGGGUGUAAAUACAUUAUUUCAGUAUAUAUUUUCACAAUUGUACAGUUAUCCGGCAGUACUGUACAAAAAGUUUUUCAAGCCUCUGUAACUGAAAUAUAGCUUUCCAGUAGUACUCUUAGAUAAUUUUACUGCCUUUUCUUUUGAGAAAGCAUACUUAUUAUUUAGCACAACUGGUAAAUCAUACAAUUGUUAUAACUCCACAUUAUCCUUUGUCUUUCACUCCCAAAAAAUCCUUAAAUUUUAAUAUGUGCACCUUCAUAAGGCCAGAGGAUCACAGAUUUAGGACUGAAGGCCAUCUAGUCCAACUACCAUACUUUACAGAUUGAGGAAACCAAAGCCCAGGGACAUUGAUGUGCCUGAUGUCACAAGGGGAAGAGAGGUGGGAGAUAAAUGGUCCGUGGCCUCUAACUCUAAAGCUACUGAGCCUUCCAUUGUAUCAAGCUUCUUCCCAUAAUCUUGGACCAUAAUAGCAGUAGUUUUAUUUAAAGCUUACAACUGUUCUGUGGGCAGCUAGGUGACACAGUGGAUAGAGCACCCCGGAGCUUGAAUCAAGAAGGCUUACCUUCCUGAGUUCAAAACUGACCUUAGAUACUUCCUAGCUGUGUGACCUGGAGGAACUCACUUCACCCUGUUUGCCUCAGUUUCCUCAUCUGUAAAAUGAGCGGGGGAAGGAAAGGACAAACCACUCCAGCAUCUCUGCCAAGGAAACACCAAAUGGGGUCACAGAGAGUCAGACACAACUGAAAGGACUCAACAAAGUCCUUUCCCAAAGUCAUCUGGUCUUAUUUAAAGUAAUGAGGUUUAUGGUUUUAAAAUUAUAUGCUCAUUGAACAAAUAUUUAUUAAGCUAAUAUUUGUUGGCAGUUCAACAAUAAGCCACUAAAGCCAGUGUUAUUUAAUCGUGAGGAAAAGAAAAUGACUUCUGGUUUCUUUUUAAGCACUAAAUUCUGUUUUUUUGUUUUUUUUUUAAUUUUAAAUAUUUAUUUUGACUACUGAUUCAUUAAAAUGUCCAUUGUUUUAUUAAAUACAUCUGUUUUCAUUCCUUCUCUGUGAACGUUUUUCUCAGACAAUCAAACUACUAUUUCAAAGAGUUAUCUUUUCAUAUAUGUUUUGCUGGGUUAACUAAAAAUGCUUCCUUAUCCACCUUUGUCAGAUGUUUUCAAAAAUAUUGUGAAUAUCAUAAGAAUCAAUUUGAUGGUCAUUUUUAACUGUAACUUUCUGGAAUUUUAAACCCAGGAAAAAAAUAUACGUGUUUCAAAAUAAAUAAAAGUAAA
Trichosurus vulpecula (common brushtail) is the source of this 5084-nucleotide messenger RNA. It is a transcript of the gene TMTC3, whose product is annotated as transmembrane O-mannosyltransferase targeting cadherins 3. Gene Ontology annotation, molecular function: protein binding; mannosyltransferase activity. The record is from RefSeq and is a predicted model, not a curated record. NCBI's taxonomy places the organism in Eukaryota, Metazoa, Chordata, Mammalia, Diprotodontia, Phalangeridae. Gene Ontology annotation, cellular component: endoplasmic reticulum. Gene Ontology annotation, biological process: protein O-linked glycosylation via mannose. The transcript is spliced from 16 exons. Bases 462 to 3206 code for a protein of 914 amino acids.